UAUGCGACUUCGACUUCCUCAUAAUACAUCCAUGGCUUCCAUAGCUUCCUCAGACUGAACUCGUGUGUUAGAAAAUUGAACGUAAAGUUAAAUUGGACUGUGUAACGUUAACGGCAUGGAUGUGACGGAGGCGAACGAGGAGAGUUUUGCAGUAGAUGUUAUCCUUCCAGAGGGCGGCAAGACAGCGCCGUGUUGUCCUCAUGGUCCAGCUCUGCUCUUUGAGAAAGUCAGCAAAGGAGGAGAGAAAGGCAGGAGGUUUUUUGCCUGCUCAGCCUGCAGAGACAGGAAAGACUGCAACUUUUUCCAGUGGGAGGAUGAAAAGGUGUCAGAGGCCAGGCUUCUGGCCAGAGAAGCAGAGAACCAGUCAAAGAGACCUCCGUUCACCCAGCAGGAGUACUGCAGCAGGUUCAGAAAGUUUGCCUCCCUCCCUCUUGAUGAGAAGAAGUUCUGUCAGGAUUGUCAGAUUCUGCUCCUACCAAGAGACCACGAGGCCCACACCUCGCACAGGUCCACGGCUGUCACGGCAGCUCAGCUAAGAAGGCCCAGCGUGCUGCUGCGUCCUCUGGACAACAAGAAGAGCAAUGCCCAGUACCUGUUCACCGACCGCAGUUCCCACUUCCUGCUGGACACCCUGGCUGCGCUGGGAUACAGGAAGGUGCUGUGUGUGGGCACACCCAGACUUCAGGAGCUGAUCAAGCUGCGAAACCUGGAGCAGAAACAUGAGCCGAUCAAGAGUCUGCUGUUGGACAUUGACUUCAGAUAUGCUCAGUUCUACAGCCGGGAUGAAUUCUGUCACUACAACAUGUUCAACCAUCACUUUUUUGAUGGAGAGGCCUCCAGCAAUGUCCUGCAGUCCUUCCUCUCAGAGUGUGACGGGCAGAAGGUGGUGAUGGUGGCUGACCCUCCUUUUGGUGGCCUUGUGAAGCCUCUGGCCAACAGUUUCUCUCUGAUCUCACAGACAUGGAGGAAGCUGCAAAGUUCUGACGGCAGUGAUGCUGACAUGCCCAUGAUGUGGAUCUUCCCAUAUUUCUUUGAGCCUCGAAUCCUGGAGUGUCUGCCCUUAUUCACCAUGCUGGACUACCAGGUAGACUAUGACAACCAUCCUUUAUAUAAACAUGGGAAGACGGGCAGGAAGCAGUCUCCUGUCAGAUUUUUUACCAACAUCUCACCAAAGGAUGUGGUCCUGCCCCAAGACGAGGGCUACAGGUUUUGCUCUGUUUGUCAGAGAUUUGUCUCUUCCCUCAACAAUCACUGUUCUAAAUGCAACAUCUGCCCAUCCAAGGAUGGCAGAGAAUGGAAGCAUUGCUCUGCAUGUCAGAAGUGUGUGAAACCAUCGUGGAAACACUGCCAGCCGUGCGGCCGCUGCGCCCUCCUAGACCACCCAUGUGGUCAGGGUCAGGGAAAGGAGGGCUGCUUCAACUGUGGCAGCCUGGGGCACAAACACAAAGGCUGCCCUCUCAAAGACACACACAGGAACAGCAGGCAUCGCUCCAAUGCCAAGAGUGGAGGCAAACAGGUAUCCCAUCAUCCCCUGUCAAAGCAUAAAGCUAAGAGGAAGUCUGGAGCAGCUCGUAGGGCCAAGAAGAUCGCAGCUUUAUCAAAGUGAUGUUCAUGCACUAUCCUGUCAGAAAUCACAGCUCACCUCAGACCACUGUUCUAACACUGUUGGCAAUGGCAGCAGAAUAAAAAGGAACAUAAAGAGAAUUUGCCCGUAUUUUCUAUUAAAAGUUGGUAUGUAUUCUGUAUAUGGCAGCCUUUUUAAUCUUCUCUUAUUGUGUCUUU
Molecule: messenger RNA, 1782 nt
Organism: Plectropomus leopardus (leopard coralgrouper)
Lineage: Eukaryota; Metazoa; Chordata; Actinopteri; Perciformes; Serranidae
Gene: zcchc4
Product: zinc finger, CCHC domain containing 4
Biological process (GO): rRNA methylation
Cellular component (GO): cytoplasm; nucleolus
Molecular function (GO): nucleic acid binding; rRNA (adenine-N6-)-methyltransferase activity; zinc ion binding
Source: RefSeq, a predicted model, not a curated record